Talaromyces atroroseus is the source of this 1398-nucleotide messenger RNA. RefSeq lists its product as hypothetical. The record is from RefSeq and is a predicted model, not a curated record. Lineage: Eukaryota; Fungi; Ascomycota; Eurotiomycetes; Eurotiales; Trichocomaceae. Gene Ontology annotation, biological process: transmembrane transport. Bases 1 to 1398 code for a protein of 465 amino acids. The transcript has 12 exons. Gene Ontology annotation, molecular function: transmembrane transporter activity. Gene Ontology annotation, cellular component: membrane.
AUGCCGAAAGAUAUAGAAGUAUCCGCUGCGACCUUUGGCAACGACGAAGAAGGGGUCGAUACGAUCUUCGUUAAGGAAAAGCCGAAGAAGACAUGGCGGAGCAAUAUAUGGGACACUUGGGACAAAACACCCGAGGAGCGGCGAUUCCUGUUCAAACUAGAUGCGGGAAUCCUCUCAAUCUGUUGCUUAGGGUACUUCAUCAAGUACCUCGAUCAGGCUAACCUAACUAAUGCCUACGUGUCCGGCAUGCAAGAUGAUCUCGGCAUGUACGACAAUCAGCUGAACUAUGUAACCACUUUGUGGACUGUGGGAUAUAUCAUUGGUCAAAUACCAAGCAACAUUGUUCUGACGAGAGUGAGGCCGUCUAUUUGGCUGCCUUCAUCUGAGCUAUAUGUGCUGCGAUUCUUCAUUGGACUGGCAGAAAGCACGUACUAUCCUGGCGUGUUGUACAUGAUGGGAGCAUGGUAUCGCAAGGAUGAGCUCGGAAAGCGAGCAGUCAUAUUUAACGUCAGCUCGGCACUGGCCACCAUGUUCUCAGGCUAUCUCAUGACAGCGGUGAUUGGCCUCGAUGGACGGGGCGGCUUGAAAGGCUGGCAAUGGCUCUACAUCAUGGACGGAGUCAUUUCACUGCCAUUGGCUCUGGCCGGCUUCUUCGUUAUGCCCGAUACCCCUGCCAACAGUCGCGACAAAGCGAUUGCAAUUGCCCGGGUUCAAAAGGAAAAGCGGGAGCAACUUCAGCCAUACACGAGACAGAAAAUGUUCAAGAUCCUGGCCUCAUGGCAUAUUUACCUUCUUCCUCUUCUAUUCUUCCUAGCUGGUGCUGCUGGCGCCCUCGGUCAGCCGAUCUUCUCUCUGUACCUCAAAGAUAGCGUAAAUCCAAAAUAUACGACUGCUCAGAUCAAUGACUAUCCGACUGUGACCUCCGCCGUGCAAAUAGUCGCUUGUCUCGUUUACGCGUGGGUAUCUGACGGCCUCUUGGACGGAAGGAGAUGGCCGGUCCUUCUUUUUGCAACAACGAUUAGCUUUGUCUUAUACGUUUCCCUUGCGGUGUGGGAUAUUCCUGAAGGGUGGCGUUGGGCCUGUUACAUUAUAGCGGGACAAGGGGUGAUUGUUAGCCCUCUCAUCCUAGUAUGGGCAACGGAAAUUUGCUCGGACGAUGCUGAAGAGCGGGCAAUAGUAGUGGGCACCACGAAUGAUUUCGGAUAUGUCAUCUCGGCGUGGCUGCCAUUGAUUAUCUGGCAGACUGUCGAUGCUCCCAGAUAUCACAAGGGUUUCAUCACGGCUAGUUGCUCCUGUGUAGCUGCUGUCGUCCUUAUCAUGGUGAUCAAUAUUCUUGUAAGACGGGAUCAAAUAAGUUUGAUUGCCUUAGCUGCAGAGCAGCUUGAGUAUACGCAGUAA